Messenger RNA from Tuber melanosporum (Perigord truffle), 2509 nucleotides. RefSeq lists its product as uncharacterized. NCBI's taxonomy places the organism in Eukaryota, Fungi, Ascomycota, Pezizomycetes, Pezizales, Tuberaceae. The record is from RefSeq and is a predicted model, not a curated record. The transcript is spliced from 12 exons. The coding region runs from base 37 to 2427 and encodes 796 amino acids.
GUUGUCCUGUCGUUUGCACUUGUCAUUCGCUACACGAUGAAGCCUCAAUUCUAUCUAUUGGGAGCGGUGAGCUUGGGUCUAGGAGGAGGCGGGGGAGGAGUGCUUGCUGAGUCUCUGUCAAUGCCGGGAAUCACAUCUCCACCACCGACUCCGACUAGCAGCAGCUCCAGCAGCCAGAUUACUCUUGGGAUGUGUGAUGCUACGGAGGACUUUUGCGGGAGGAGCAAGACCGCCAGCGUCAGCGGGUGCCCAAGGAGUAUUUGUGCGGAUUAUAUCAAUGAGUGUGGGAAGUGGUAUGGGGGCUGUUUUCUUGAUCCGGCUUGUACGGGAGGGAGUAUUUGGCCAACUUUCACCAAGCCACCAUGUACUACUUCUUGCUCUAGGACUAUCUGUGCGGAUUACGUGAACGAGUGUGGAAAGCCCUAUGGCGGUUGCUUUCUUGAUCCAGCGUGUACAGGUGGUACCGCAUUCCCGACAUUUACCAAACCUCCAUGUCCGACGACAACCCCUGCCAGUACGACGUGUUCGAGAUCGAUUUGUGUGGAUAAUAUCAAUGAGUGUGGACAGAUGUUUGGCGGCUGCUUUCUUGACCCUGCGUGCACCGGCGGAACCCAAUGGCCCACGUUCACCAAGCCACCAUGUAACUCUACUACCACUACCACGACCAGUGCUUCGACGACAUGUAAACGUGCCAUCUGUGCUGACUAUAUCAAUGAAUGUGGGCAGAUGUAUGGGGGUUGUUUCCUAGAUCCGGUUUGCACGGGUGGAACAGCCUGGCCAACAUUUAGCAAGCCUCCUUGCCCAACGACCAAAUGUAGUCACUCGAUCUGCUACGACGGGAUCGACAAGUGUGGGCAGUUUUAUGGUGGUUGCACGCUUGCACCAGAAUGUGGAGGUCCUAAAACCCCUACCUUUUCGAGGCCGCCGUGCCCACCAACAACUGUCACAACAUCUACUACAACGGCACCAUCGACAUGCACUGUUUCUCUGUGUGUUGAUGGAAUAGACGCUUGCGGCCAAGGCUGGGGUGGUUGUUUCCUGGCACCAGAAUGUGGAGGAAAGGAACCUUCGUGGACCAAACCACCAUGCACAAAGACAACUGUUACCCCGACUGUGACCAAAUACACAACUAUUUGCCCCCCCGGACAAGCUGUGACUAAGUUUGUGACGAGAACUUUAACAUAUACCUACGGCCCUUUGAAAUCAUAUUAUGCCGACCCGACAGUUCUCUCAUCCUACGAUUCCGUCACAUAUUAUGGCCCGGGGCCAACUUCUGCCCCCAGUUCAAUCAAUCCGUACGUCCCGAGUGGCACGCAUAACUCAUCCCCAUAUGUCCCAUCUGGCACUAGCCGUUGCAUAGCUGCAUCAUCGGCCGGCUUAGAUACCACUCUAGAUUUUGACGACCUCCACGGUGGAAUCUCGUUCACACCACGACCACCUUAUAAAGGCUUUAAUUUCUCCAGAUCCAUCAAUCCCGCAGCGCCGCUCACCAUUGGCAAAGCCAGGGAUAGCCAGUUCUCAAUGGAGGGUACAAUAACCGGAAUCGGCAGUUAUCCUGCUUGGCUGUUGGUCCACAGAGCCACCAGGCAGAUGAAUUACCCGCCGAGUUUAGACAUCAUCGCCAUGAGUCAGGAUGGUGACCCGAGAAAUUGCGCGUUUGAUUUAAAGUCCUUUUAUGUCAAGCCCACGUAUAUUUGGUCCGAUGACUCGAGGAUUAACAUUACGGCAUUCGACCUUGAUGGAAGAUUUAUUAAAACAGAAACUAGGAAUGCUGCCGGAGGGUUGCUUUUUGAUGUCAAAGGGCAAGGGUUCGAGGGAAUUGGCUUGCUCACAAUUCUGGACCUGUCGAACGAAGGUUUCUUCAUUGAUGAUAUCAAAGUCACAAGCCGUUGCUGUGCCUUCCCUGAACGGCCUGCAACAUGUCCUAGGGAAGAAUAUGGCAAAUGGACAGUUUCCACCCAAGACUUUGAAAAGGUCACAGGCAAUCAUAGCCUCCCCUUCGAAGUCAGCCCUUGGGUUCCCUAUGGAAACCUCCUGUUCCGCACUCACUUCGACACACCCACCCUAUCAAGAAUUUCCGACCCAGUCCUAGGCACCAGCACAAUGCUACAUACAACCGCAGACGUCCUGAAUAUAACCCUCUCCACAAAAUGCGAUUUUCGGCUUGGCGCCCUCUCUAUAGCACCCGACGAGCCAGCCGCUGGAGGCAACAUAAUCAUUGAGGGAUAUGAUUUCCACAGCGAACUUGCUUGGACACAUACUGAGGCGGUGUCUGCGGCGGGCGGGAAGAGGAUAGAUGCGAUACCAAGUGGAUACCCCGCGGUUUGGGGGUUACGGAUUAAGAUUGUUGUUCAAGAGGCGAAUAGGACGAGGUUGAUGGGAUUUGCGAUUGAUGAUAUAGUGGUGAUAUCGGGGCAAGUUGGAUGAGUUGUGAUUGGAAAUUAAGGGGAGAGGAUGACGGGUAUGAAGGCUAUGUUUCUAAAAUUAAUGAAUGUCGGAUUGUUACGGA